This is a messenger RNA of Meloidogyne enterolobii, 863 nucleotides long. Lineage: Eukaryota; Metazoa; Nematoda; Chromadorea; Rhabditida; Meloidogynidae. The record is from the annotation of a GenBank genome assembly.
UUCGCUCAAACAAUAACGUCUCAUUUUUGCUUAUAAAAAUGACUGGCCAAAAAAGAUUGUCGACAUAUUGGCCCAACCGAUUCAUCUUUUCUAGUCAAUUUCUAUUGCUUCCCUUCACUAUUAUCUUGCUGAUAUUUCCAAUUGUUAAUGCCGAGAGUAGGUGUAAUUAUGUUACGCUUGUCAAAUGUUUUAUCGAAAUUCUUGACGAGUGGACUUGGACACUUUAUGAGCUAAAAGAUAAUGUUGUGACAAUAAACAAUGAUCAGUGUCAGCACCUUAGAGAAUUGGACAAAUGCAUUCAGGCGAGAAAAUUUGAAAUACCUGAGAUUAUUAAAAUGAGUACAAUCUAUUUUAUGGAUGAAGGUCCUGAACAACACGAAUGUAGUCAUUCAGAGGUUGUAGCUGCUAGUAAUACAGUUAGUGAUUUGUUAACCCACAGAAAGAAUUCUGGCAGCUUUCUUAAGAGUUACUAUUUGCUUACUUAUGCAUGUUCAGACGAAGGUCAGAAAAUGCUUAGUGAGCACAGACCAUGUCUCUCAAGGGAACGUAUUGGUGAAAUGACCAUUAGUGCAGGCACCUACCUCAGCGAAAAAUUUUUGGAUCAUCCGGAUGAGGAAGUUUGUACUGCUGUGAAUAAUAAAUUACAAGAAUAUAUGGAGGCAAUGGCAGGUCUUUGUCGUGAGGAAGCUUCUUUGAUUAUGUGUCGUUCGCUUACUGGAAUGUUUAAGGUUAUUAAAUUAAUCAUAGGUGAUUUUUGUAUGAAACAAUCUCUUCAUGCUGGAUGGACCGGGUUACUCGAAACCCAGUCUUUGUUCCGACCCGACUUUUUUCUCAAUCCAUCCCUUCUCUUCAUGCAGUUUUAA